Sinocyclocheilus grahami is the source of this 3345-nucleotide messenger RNA. RefSeq names its product macoilin-1-like. Lineage: Eukaryota; Metazoa; Chordata; Actinopteri; Cypriniformes; Cyprinidae. Bases 1 to 2076 code for a protein of 691 amino acids. Gene Ontology annotation, biological process: neuronal signal transduction. The record is from RefSeq and is a predicted model, not a curated record. Gene Ontology annotation, cellular component: rough endoplasmic reticulum membrane. The transcript has 13 exons.
AUGAUGGAGUUUCUUGUUCGUGUCACUAAAUGUUCAUUGGCUCAAGGCCACAUUACAUUCCUGUACCUGAAGUUUCUAGUGGUCUGGGCUCUAGUGCUGCUGGCAGACUUUGUGCUGGAGUUCCGCUUUGAGUACCUCUGGCCUUUCUGGCUCUUCAUUCGCAGUGUUUACGACUCCUUCAGAUACCAGGGCCUGGCUUUCUCAGUGUUUUUUGUGUGUGUGGCAUUCACAUCAGAUAUUAUAUGUCUGCUGUUCAUCCCAGUGCAGUGGCUGUUCUUUGCAGCCAGCACAUAUGUGUGGGUGCAGUACGUCUGGCACACAGAACGAGGGGUCUGCCUCCCCACUGUGUCGCUAUGGAUACUUUUUGUUUAUAUCGAGGCAGCUAUCAGAUUUAAAGAUUUGAAACACUUCCACGUGGACUUGUGUCGUCCGUUUGCAGCGCACUGCAACACCAAAAUAACAGCAUCCAAAAAGCAACACAACCACAACCAGAACCAUCACAGCAGCACCAGCAGCAGCAUCUUACUGUCAGUGGACAGUAAAGCUCAGGAGAUGGAAUACAUGGAGAACCACGUGAACAGUAAGAGACUGAGCAGCUCAGACCUGCUGGGCAGCACUGAGAACCUGCUGAAAGAGGAACACUCUUCAUCCUCCUCCUCUUCCUCCUCCUCUAACUCCAACAAAAAUUACAAAAAUGCCAGCGGAGGAGGAGGGGGAGGGAGCUCCUCGCCCCGGGGGCACGGAACGGCCAAUGGCAGCGUGCCGUCUUCCUCCGGGCCUUCGUCGUCCACCUCUUCCUCGGGUAAGGGGGACAGGAAACAGAAGUGUGGAGGAGGGAAGAACUCGGCGUCAAACAGAGACCCUGUGGAAAACUGCAUUCCCAACAAUCAGCUGAGCAAACCCGAAGCGCUCGUCAGGCUGGAGCAGGAUGUUAAGAAGCUGAAGGCAGACCUGCAGGCUAGCAGACAGACAGAACAGGAUCUGCGCAGUCAGCUGGGCUCUCUAGGCAGCUCUGAACGCAGCAUACGCUCUGAGCUCGGACAGCUGCGGCAGGAGAAUGAACUACUGCAAAACAAACUUCAUAACGCCGUGCAGGCGAAGCAGAAGGACAAGCAGACAGUGGUGCAGCUGGAGAAGCGUCUGAAGGCAGAACAGGAGGCUCGUGCUGCGACAGAGAAACAGUUAGCAGAGGAAAAGAAACGCAAGAAGCUGGAGGAGGCCACAGCAGCCCGUGCAGUCGCUCUCGCUGCGGCAACCAGAGGUGAGUGCACAGAGUCUCUGAGGAGGAGGAUUUCUGAGCUGGAGACGGAGUGUAAGAAACUCACGCUUGACAUCAAGGUGAAAGAAGAUCAAGUCAGAGAGCUGGAACUCAAAGUUCAAGAGCUACAUAAAUAUAAGGAAAAUGAGAAGGACACAGAAGUUCUGAUGUCAGCGCUGUCAGCGAUGCAGGAUAAGACCCUGCACCUGGAAAACAGCCUCAGUGCUGAGACCCGAAUCAAGCUGGACCUCUUCUCUGCCCUCGGAGAUGCUAAGAGACAGCUGGAGAUCGCACAAGGUCUUCCAUCACACUCUUUUAGAGGUGAGUGCACAGAGUCUCUGAGGAGGAGGAUUUCUGAGCUGGAGACGGAGUGUAAGAAACUCACGCUUGACAUCAAGGUGAAAGAAGAUCAAGUCAGAGAGCUGGAACUCAAAGUUCAAGAGCUACAUAAAUAUAAGGAAAAUGAGAAGGACACAGAAGUUCUGAUGUCAGCGCUGUCAGCGAUGCAGGAUAAGACCCUGCACCUGGAAAACAGCCUCAGUGCUGAGACCCGAAUCAAGCUGGACCUCUUCUCUGCCCUCGGAGAUGCUAAGAGACAGCUGGAGAUCGCACAAGGUCAAAUUUUGCAGAAAGACCAGGAGAUUAAAGACCUGAAGCAGAAGAUAGCAGAGGUCAUGGCCGUCAUGCCCAGCGUGGUGUAUUCCGCAGAUACGGGCAGCAUGACCCCAGUCACACCCCAUUACUCCUCCAAGUUCAUGGACACCAGUCCGUCAGGACUGGACCCCAAUGCAUCUGUUUACCAGCCCCUGAAAAAAUGAAUGCUUGUUUCCCACCACAACAGACCUACACUCAUUCUUGCAUACACAGACACACACACAUACACAUGGUCUUCUCUGGUUGUUGUUUUUUUAGGCCCAGAUUCAGAUUCAUCUUUGGCAUGUCUGUGGCUCAGAUUGCUUUUUUGUUUUCGUUUUUUCGCCUUCUAUUACUACAGCUACUUGCCUGGUCAGAAGGAUGUUGUAUUGUGUGACUGUAUUUGUUGUAGUAAAAAAAACAAAAGACAAAAAAAGAGGACUUUUAAGGGACGUCACACGUGGAGUAGGAAACCGCAGUUUCUUUUCUCUUGUAAAUGUCUAGAAACCUCACAGAAGUUGGUGAGUAUCUUCCCUCAGUCCAUUCAGAGACCGCUCGCAUCCAUUUUAGUUCCUCUUCUUUGGAUUUCGGCCUUGAUUUUACAGUUUUUUUUAUUUUCGGGGGGAUGCAAAGCAGGGCAAGUGGGAGAUCCGUUGUCCCAGGUGCUCUACCCCAUAUCAGAAGAAGAUUUUUACUCAAGAAUGUCACCUUCUAAUAUGACAAGAAUGUAACGCAAAAAAACAAAACGACCCAGAAACAAUGCGACAAAAUUAUCUCACUUGGAUCAGUAUGUCAGGAUCGGACGACUCCCGAUCUUUAAGGACUCGUUUGACGGACCGAAGCUUCAUCUGGGGAUUGCUGUUCUUCCUCCUGGUACAAAAAGACAAACCUGUGUGCCACAAACACAGUCCAGCAGCGUAAUUCACCAGUUACAGAUAAUCAGUGCCUUCAUAUGGGACCUCAUUAGUGGAACCGAAAGAUCUUCUCCCUCCCUUCGCCACGUCAUGUCUCAACCACAUCCUUUUUGGUCACAUACGGCAAACGGAUCACCAGCCCAUUGGCGUGAUGACUCUGCUCCUGUUUUGGUCCGCGCUUGUGAAUUCGGUCAUUUGUUUACAUUAUUAUUUAUUUAUCCGGCGUUGCACUAUUGCACUGUUGACGAGCUCGCAAGGGAAUAUCUUAAGUAUGAAAACACAGGAUACUUUCCUCUCCUUGUUUUCUUUAUUGUAUUGACCAUCUUUCAGUAUCAGACAGAAGCUAGUCUAGUCCAGUGCCAACUAAAACUGUAAAUUUGUUGAAAAAGAAGUGUGUUCGGUUACUGGCUGGUCCAAUGAUCAGAAGCUAGAGGAGAGUAUUAUUGCUAUUAUUAUAUAGUUUGUGUCUUGUUUUCUGAGAAAUACUUGGUUGUCCCACUUGAUGGCGCCGUUGUGUUCAGAAAGUGUUGCUACUUUAAA